Molecule: messenger RNA, 2648 nt
Organism: Linepithema humile (Argentine ant)
Lineage: Eukaryota; Metazoa; Arthropoda; Insecta; Hymenoptera; Formicidae
Gene: fng
Product: Fringe glycosyltransferase
Biological process (GO): regulation of Notch signaling pathway
Cellular component (GO): membrane
Molecular function (GO): O-fucosylpeptide 3-beta-N-acetylglucosaminyltransferase activity
Source: RefSeq, a predicted model, not a curated record
CUAUUUGAAAAAGCGGUGUAUGCAUUUCUCUCCAUCUAUCCCCUCCUUCAGCCGGCUGCACGCUUGUUGGUACCACUUCUUCCCCUCCCGCCGUAGCCGGCGACGUGCCUGCUAUGGCGAUGUUUACAGCGUAGUCACGGCAACGGCUCAUGUGAUCAGUCGGCGGGCCGUCGUGCACCGGGUAACAGUAGAGGCUCGAGGUAUGUAAGAAUCGAAUUGUGUUUCGUGUCACGCCGUCACUCGUCGCGACCAGUUAGUUUCGAAGUGUUGACAGCUCGCAAUAAUCACAGACAAUUCUGAUUUCGAUGAUACUCGAAGCGCCUGUGCGACUUGUCUGUGCGCGACGUACUUCAAUUCAAUAGCUCGAGUAUCCGGAAUACAGAUGUGCGCGAAUGCAGAACAUGACAUACGAUAUCGUACGUGAGUAAUGUUAGUGCUUUUCUUUCCAACGUAUUGCUGUGAGAGUUAGAACUUCAAAACUAAUAACGUAGUGAUAUACAUAGUGAAUAACGUCCGAUAACUCCGAAAUGGAGCAUGUCGCGAAGAUUGAAACGCCGGCGCCGAUUGACCUUGCCGCGAGGCGCGAAUUUCUCAUCGAACAUCGUUCGCUCGAUUCGCGCGAAACGGUGUGAAACGGAUACAUAACGCGUCUGUUCUGAAUUGUCAUUCCAAAUCAAUACGAAAUUCAGCGCAAAAUGACGCGCCGCAUCAUCGCACACAUGAUUGUGCGCGAAUAUGAUUGAUAGACAAUCAACUUUGAGCAUUUGAGUGUAGUAUUUGAGUGUCGAAAGAAGGGUGUCUCGCGUGAAGUUGUGAGGAAAAACUCGCGGGAAGAUCACGUGAUCGUGCGAUUUGCCAACAGACAGGACGCGGUGUGUUAUGGUACGCGUGUUUUCGUUCGCGAGACGAAAUGGGGACAUUGACGAUGCAGCGGCGUGGCUGGCGGUAAAUUCAGAGGAUAGAUGCGUAGAUCUCGCGGUGGCGGAACAAGAGUGGCCGUGCAAAUUCGUUAGCAGCCCUCAGGCUCGUCCGUCACUCGCCGACGUCGUUGUCGGUGCUGGACACGGUGCUGCUGGCAUGAUGCCACGGGGUUUGCCGACGAGACGUGGUCUGCAGGCGUUAGCGCUCGUCAUCGCUACCGCCUACGCCACGAUUCUCCUCUACCAGGCUGUCGCACCGCGUCAGUGGAUCGACGAGUUAAAUAUGGCGGAAGUAAAUGGCCGAAGUGUAAUAGUGGAAGCACCGGCAUUGAGAAAAAUAAUCAGCGAGGAGGCACCGAUGACGCCACCGGUGGCGACGGCGACGAUGGCACCAUUUGCCACGAAUCUCGACGACGUGUUUAUCAGCGUGAAGACCACCAAACACUAUCAUCAUUCGCGUUUGCCAGCCAUCAUCGAAACGUGGUUUCAAUUUGCCAAGAGUCAGACCUGGUUUUUCACCGAUCGGGAUGACCCGUACUUCCAAAAUCAAACCAACGGCCGCAUGGUCAACACCAAGUGCUCAUCCUCGCACAAUCGGCGGGCUCUUUGCUGCAAGAUGUCCGUGGAAUUCGACAAAUUUCUCGACAGCGGCCGAAAGUGGUUCUGCCACUUCGAUGACGAUAAUUACGUCAACGUGCCGCGCCUGUUGAAGCUGCUGGACAAUUAUAACCCGCGCGAGGAUUGGUAUCUCGGCAAGCCCUCGAUACCUGCGCCCUUGGAGAUCAUCAGGCAGGGUCCGGAGCCGCAGAAACGACCGCAAAAGGUGAAGUUUUGGUUCGCUACUGGCGGUGCUGGAUUUUGCAUCAGUCGAUCAUUGGCAUUAAAGAUGACGCCGGUUGCUGGUGGUGGAAAGUUUAUCACCGUUGGCGAUAAGAUCAGACUGCCAGAUGACGUGACGAUGGGAUAUAUUAUUGAAUAUCUCCUGAAAAAGCAACUCACAGUAGUGGAGCAAUUCCACUCGCAUUUGGAGCCGAUGAAGUUCCUAAACAAGGAUACCUUUCACGAACAGGUCUCUUUUAGUUAUUCCAAGGGACCUCGAGACGAAUGGAACAUCCUGAAGAUUGAUGGUUUUGAUUUGAAGGACGAUCCAAAGAGAUUUAAAUCCAUCCAUUGUCAUCUGUUUCCACAUGUUUCCUACUGCCCGCACAGAUGAUGAAGAUCAUCGCGCGAUCAAUAUACAAAUAGGUCGAAAAACGUACUGAUCUCUAUCUUAGGGAAAGUAUGAGAAGAGAAUGCAAGUCCUUGUAUACAGGACGGAGCAAAGUUUGUUUUCCGAUUGCUUACAGAGGAAAUGUGCGGAGGAUCGAUGUACGGUAAGAAGCAUAACUGAGUCAAUAACAGUAUUUCACGAAAAUUAUAAAAGCGUAUGCGUGGUAGAUAAACGUGCUAGUGAGAUAGCCUUAGCAUAAGAAUGAACAACAACUGCGAAAUCAAAUUUGUUUAAAACUUUCUUUGAUGUAAUGAAUGAAAGAGAAUUGAACGCUAAUGAACAUUCUGUUUGCAUUUGUUGUUUGUUUGUUGUUCGUUCGUUCGUUCAAUGUAUAGGAACUUUAUCUCUAUGUUUUUGGAUAGAAUAAUAGACUUCAUUUUCCAUUUGCGUGUAUUAUUUGUCUAUGUUACAAAAUAUUAAUAAAAUAUGAUUAUAAAAUAUAAUUUAUAGUCAAAGAA